UUCCGGUAACUUGUUGAUAACAAAAUGGUGGCCAGUUCAAACUGCUGGGAAGCACGGAAUCAGUCUACAGUUUACGGAAUCCAGGCUGCUUUGGCUAGAUGAGGAAUUCUGAUCCCGGAAGAUAGAAAUAGAAUUUCAAAGGCAGUGUCUUUGAGGAGUUAAAUCAAGAGCCGAUCAUGCCCAGGGCGGCCCAAAAGAAGGCACAUGUGCCUCAAAAGAGGACAAGUUUUGGUUCCAGCAAAAGUCGUGUAAGCCCCAGCUCCUCCCCGGAAGAUGAUGAUGCGAGGUAUCGUGCUGUGGCGGGAAGGGUGUCAUCUUCAGGCUCGUCGACUAAAGUUGGAUCAGGCUCUGGGAGGACGCGGCCCACGCCAGCCUCCCCUCAGAAACGACGCCGACGCCCAGGCACUGUGGCGUUGCAAGAGAUUCGACGAUUUCAAAAGUCCACAGAUCUGCUACUGCGCAAGCUGCCAUUUGCACGAGUGGUGAGGGAAGUGGGCGCAAAAGUGGCACCGUACAGUAUGCAGAAUCUGAGGUGGCAGUCUUUGGCCAUCUUGUGCCUACAGGAGGUAUGCCUCGCAGCCUUUGAUCAAGUGAAAAGAAAAUAGUACCUCUUUUAUAUACUAUAUUGUCAAUUGCUAAAUUCUGGGUCAUUAAAAUUCGUUUCUUUGAGCAAUUUUUUUCCCCGAUUGACCAUCUAGCCCAACUGUAAAGUUUCAUCAAACAAAUGUGUUUUUCUUCAAUUUGAAAUGAAUAAACAACAGGCCAUAUUUGAAAGGUAUUUGGACAAGAACAAGUCCAGUUGAAA
This is a messenger RNA of Aplysia californica (California sea hare), 805 nucleotides long. RefSeq names its product histone H3-5. Gene Ontology annotation, cellular component: nucleosome. The transcript has 4 exons. The record is from RefSeq and is a predicted model, not a curated record. The coding region runs from base 177 to 605 and encodes 142 amino acids. Gene Ontology annotation, molecular function: protein heterodimerization activity; structural constituent of chromatin; DNA binding. NCBI's taxonomy places the organism in Eukaryota, Metazoa, Mollusca, Gastropoda, Aplysiida, Aplysiidae.